This is a messenger RNA of Tuber melanosporum (Perigord truffle), 2880 nucleotides long. RefSeq lists its product as uncharacterized. Lineage: Eukaryota; Fungi; Ascomycota; Pezizomycetes; Pezizales; Tuberaceae. Gene Ontology annotation, biological process: protein phosphorylation. Gene Ontology annotation, cellular component: cytoplasm; nucleus; plasma membrane. Gene Ontology annotation, molecular function: ATP binding; protein serine/threonine kinase activity. Bases 230 to 2173 code for a protein of 647 amino acids. The record is from RefSeq and is a predicted model, not a curated record. The transcript is spliced from 6 exons.
GCCCCCUCUCAUUCUCAACACAGCGUUGUCACGACACACAACACCUCAAAAUCCCUUCAGCCUCCCUUCGAAUAGCACAAUCACAACCACAUUCCUCCACUAGGAUAAUUACCCCUUGCAAGCUGGAGUAGCAAGCUCACAAUUCUCCCCGCGGAUUUCAACUACACCAAUUCUUCCUACGCUGGCGACCAUCGACUCGGCCCGGUACACCUUUCGGCCCCCCGCACUGAUGACCCAAUUCUUCGGCUCAUCGUCGGGCUCGGCCUCGCAUCAGAACGAGAAGAAGAGCCCGUCAUCGCCAAAUAAUACUCGCUCCUCGUCCACGUCCCAUUUCCCUACAAAACUGAAAAAUUUCUUUCGAAUAAAUAGCAGCAGCACGAACGUAUCGACCACUGGCGAGCUACAAACCUCAUCGUCGCACCUAGGGAGUAGCUUACGGCCCAAAUCGCGCUUCCUAAGAGGUCGAUCGACCUCCUCUGCAAGCCAGCUCGAUACCGCUGACGUUUCCCCCACGGCUAAUGCAAAUCCUUAUUUCGCUCACCAGGGGCCUCCUGCACUGAGACAUCAUAAUGAUGGGAGUGCUCCUCCCUCCCCGCCAGUGACCCCCGAUGGGAUUUCCCUUUCCCCGUCCCCCAUUACGGGAGCCACUGGUGCCAAUGAUAAGGCGGCCCAAGCGAACAAGGAGGAGUUGGCAAGAAAAUUGAGAAGGGUUGCUUCGGCACCCAAUGCUCAGGGGCUAUUUUCGUCGGGUGGUCAGGACGGUAGACCCGUUACCGCGGCGGAUAGUGAAAAGUACAUGUCAUCUAACUCACUUGCUCCCUCAACGCAGAGUAAUGGGUCGACUGGGGAACUGAGAAGCACUUCUACGGCGAAUUUAUUGCCUGUGCCUAGUAAUAAUGAGGCCAUUCCUGAGAGACUUCGCACCGGAGCUUUCCGGCGGACUUAUAGUUCGAAUUCGAUCAAGGUUAGGAAUGUGGAGGUUGGUCCCCAGAGCUUUGACAAGAUCAAGCUACUGGGUAAGGGGGAUGUUGGAAAGGUGUACUUGGUACGGGAGAAAAAGAGUAGUAGGCUGUAUGCCAUGAAAGUACUGAGCAAGAAGGAAAUGAUCAAGCGUAACAAGAUCAAGAGGGCUUUGGCUGAGCAAGAGAUUCUUGCCACUAGCAAUCAUCCUUUUAUUGUUACGCUGUAUCAUUCGUUUCAAUCAGAGGAUCAUCUUUACCUUUGCAUGGAGUAUUGCAGUGGCGGCGAAUUCUUUAGAGCUUUGCAAACACGACCAGGGAAGUGCGUAUUGGAGGAUGAUGCAAGGUUUUACGCUGCCGAGGUUACGGCGGCGUUGGAGUACCUCCAUUUGAUGGGUUUUAUCUAUAGAGAUUUGAAGCCAGAGAACAUUCUGCUACAUCAAUCUGGUCAUAUCAUGUUGUCGGACUUUGACCUCUCAAAGCAGUCGGAUCCCGGUGGUGUCCCCACGAUGAUUGUGUCCAGGGGAGGAGCUUCGCAAAACUCGUUGCCCACAAUCGAUACUAAAUCUUGUAUCGCUAACUUUCGAACAAACUCGUUUGUCGGAACAGAGGAGUAUAUUGCACCGGAAGUGAUAAAGGGUUGUGGGCAUACAAGUGCUGUGGAUUGGUGGACUCUGGGUAUUCUAGUGUAUGAGAUGUUGUACGGAACCACGCCUUUCAAGGGAAAGAGCCGGAAUAGCACGUUUGCGAAUAUUCUGAGAGAUGAUGUUGGGUUCCCUGAGCACCCGGGGUCACCAUCAAUUUCGAAUGUCUGCAAAUCGCUGAUUCGUAAACUCCUGGUAAAGGAUGAGAACCGUCGGCUUGGGUCUCGUGCUGGUGCUUCUGAUGUCAAGACACAUCCAUUCUUUCGCUCAACACAGUGGGCAUUAUUACGCCAUAUGAGGCCUCCAAUGGUUCCUAAUGCAGGUAAGGGUAUUGAUGCGGUCAACUUCCGAAGCGUUAAGGAGAGUGAGAGUGUCGAUAUCGGGGCAGCUAGAGUCCAGGGUGUUCCAUUGAACAGUAAUCUAGACACUCCGGGGGACAAAGAUCCUGACCCGUUCGAAGAGUUCAAUUCUGUGACUUUGCAUCAUGACGGCGACCACGACCAUCACCAUCAAAUGUCUGAAGACAACUCGUCCGAAGACGCCGUACAUAUCAAGUCUGCGCAGAGGUAGGGCUAGAGGUGCGGAAAAAGGGUGACAGAAGAAACAGCACGUAAACUGUGUUUUGCCUUUUUUGCUUCACAAACCCAAUACAUUGAAUUUUAACGCUCUAAUUACCCAUCCGCGCACACACAGAUAGCUUGCGCAUUCUCUUUUUCUUUUCCAUUUUCAAUUUUCAAUUUCCAAUUUUUCAUAUGUUGGGAACGGGUGUAUUACGGCUUUCACAAUUAUUAUUCGUUUUCCUCAUUCAUCUCGUUUCUUGUUAAGUGGGAGUCGAAAAACUCCGCUUCACUUCAUUCUACUAUUCUACUUGGCCACCAAAAAAAAAAAAGCCACCUCGUUUCUGCCCUCAUGGCGUAGUUGCUGCGGAUUGGUAUACCUUCUUUCAUGUCUAUUUAUAUAUCCACGCUCUUUAGUAGGAGGGAGCGUCGCCUGCUCGCUUACCUGCUUGCUUUUGAUGUCUUGUUUUUGCUUUUCCCCCCGUUCGUGGUGAUUUGAAGUAUGAUAGGUAUCAUAGCGAAGUUUACUGGUGAUAUGUUUUGAUAUCAUCGGAGAUCUCUCAAAAAUUGGAUGGGUGGAUGGGUUGGUUGGUUGGUUGGUUGAUAUGGGGUGGAUGGACGGACGGAUGAGAUAUGAGGGAUGUAGGUGGGGUAGGGGCUAGGGUAGGUUUUUUUUUUUUUUUUUUUUGUUAUAUUUAUAUCAGACUCAUUGAAAUCCCA